AUGUCCGCACAGCAGCAGCAGUUGACAGUCAACUUUACAGUGAACAACCAUCAUCCAGCAAAUGUGGAUGGUGGUACAAAAGCAAAGCAUCCCAACAGCGACGAGCCCAUUGUCAAUGGAUUCUAUUGUCAUGCAUGCGAUACUGAAGUAGAAACAUUCUUGACCGAAUCAUACACUUUGGUCUGCAAGCAAUGCAUGUCAUCCUUUAUUGAAGUGAUGGCUGCACCUGCACCUCCUCCAGCAGCAUCUUCAUCAUCAGCCUCUCAUUCGGAUGCACAACAACGUAACAAUACGAAAAGUGAAACGUCGAAAAUCACUUUCCAGCAUCCCAUGGAAACCAAGUCGGCUGUCAAUGUAUCCUAUACUACGCAAUCAGAUGAUACCUUUCAAGUGCAAAUAUCACCUGCUAUGCCCCAAGAAACGAAACCAUCCUCCUCCUCCUCAGCCGCAACUGCGAUACAACCUACUAGUACUACUACAGGUCAACGUCAAUCCUGGUUUUCAUCCUUGUUCAGUCGACGUGCGCGUAAAACGGAUACACCUACAGCUGGGCGUGCAAGUACAUUUAUCACUGUUUUCGCUGGCAAGAACAAGUCGUCGCCUUACAGUGGUUCGGAAAAAUUUGCGGCGUCCACGACAUGUUUUGAAGAGAAUGACGAAGAAUGUCCCAUUUGCCAAGAUGAGCUGUUUGUCAAGGGCAAGGAAACGUUGCGGUUGACGUGUCGCCAUGCUUUCCAUCGUGAAUGUAUCCAAGGAUGGCUCGAUCGUAGCAGCACGUGCCCUUAUUGUCGUCAAACUGUAUCCAUUGCUACGUUGCCUUGA
This is a messenger RNA of Lichtheimia ornata, 822 nucleotides long. RefSeq lists its product as uncharacterized. Gene Ontology annotation, molecular function: ubiquitin protein ligase activity. NCBI's taxonomy places the organism in Eukaryota, Fungi, Mucoromycota, Mucoromycetes, Mucorales, Lichtheimiaceae. Gene Ontology annotation, biological process: ubiquitin-dependent protein catabolic process. Bases 1 to 822 code for a protein of 273 amino acids. The transcript is spliced from 5 exons. The record is from RefSeq and is a predicted model, not a curated record.